UUUAAAAAGCAAAUCAGAACACAAAUUAGGACAUUGCACGACAUUGGAGAGCCAUGCAGCACAAAUAUUUCUUGCUCGCUGUCCUAGCCUUCCUGCUCAGCUGCCAGGCAGGCAGUGCUCUGGAGUGUUAUCAAUGUGGCGGUGAUUGCAAAAGUAAGACAACGUUGACGUGUCCAAUUGAAGGAAUGCGAUGUUUGUCGGUCACUGUGAAGGCUGGAAAUGCAGAGCAAAAAGUUAAAAGCUGUACAUUAAGUCCUAUAUGUGACCAGGAUUAUUCUGUCCCUGGCGGCUCCGUGUCUGUCAAGCCAACCUGUUGUGACACUGAUCUCUGCAACUCUGCCUUCAAACACGUGAUGUCCCUGGGCACUGCUGUCCUCCUGGCUCUGGUGUCUCUUUACCUCUCUCAGUUCUGACUGGGUCCUGCACACACAAUAUCCAAUGGUCAAGAAGUUGGAAGAGCAUCCUGGGAACUGUAGAAUAAAUCUUUAACCAGUGCACGCCCAUGGCUUGUCCAAGUCUACUGCUCUCUACAGUUCUGUUGUAACCUGCUGCACCACUAUAUUCAAAGUAUGAAUCCUUAGCAUUUGUGUGUUGCUUUUUUACUGGUUGUUAACAUUAACAAAUAAAGUAUGUUUCAUUUCUUAUA
Messenger RNA from Rana temporaria (common frog), 646 nucleotides. RefSeq names its product lymphocyte antigen 6G-like. The transcript is spliced from 3 exons. The record is from RefSeq and is a predicted model, not a curated record. Lineage: Eukaryota; Metazoa; Chordata; Amphibia; Anura; Ranidae. The coding region runs from base 54 to 413 and encodes 119 amino acids.